Messenger RNA from Chinchilla lanigera (long-tailed chinchilla), 930 nucleotides. RefSeq names its product olfactory receptor 10J1-like. Gene Ontology annotation, biological process: G protein-coupled receptor signaling pathway. The record is from RefSeq and is a predicted model, not a curated record. Bases 1 to 930 code for a protein of 309 amino acids. NCBI's taxonomy places the organism in Eukaryota, Metazoa, Chordata, Mammalia, Rodentia, Chinchillidae. Gene Ontology annotation, molecular function: olfactory receptor activity; G protein-coupled receptor activity. The transcript has a single exon. Gene Ontology annotation, cellular component: membrane.
AUGAAGAAAGAGAAUCACACUUUGGUGAAUGAGUUUGUCUUUCAGGGUUUCUCCAGCUUCCAUGAGCACCAGUUCACCCUCUUUGCUGUGUUCCUUGCACUAUACAUAUUAACCCUGGCAGGGAAUGUCAUCAUCGUAACCAUCAUUGGCCUUGAUCGUCAUCUCCACACUCCCAUGUACUUCUUCCUGAGCAUGCUGUCAGCUUCAGAGACUGUAUACACACUUGUCAUUAUCCCAAGGAUGCUCUCUAAUCUCAUAGGCCUAAAUCAGGCCAUUUCUUUAGCAGGCUGUGCCACUCAGAUGUUCUUCUUCAUUACUCUGGCCAUCAACAAUUGCUUUCUGCUCACAGCCAUGGGGUAUGAUCGCUAUGUGGCUAUUUGCAAUCCCUUGAGGUACUCAGUCAUCAUGAACAAGAGUAAGUGCAUUCAGCUUGUGUGGGGGUCCUGCAGCACUGGUCUAACUGUAGCAGUGACACAGGUGUCUGCCGUGUUCAGACUGCCCUUUUGUGCCAGUGAAGUGGCCCACUUCUUCUGCGACAUACGACCUGUGAUGAACCUCUCCUGCAUUGACACUACUGUCAAUGAGAUCUUGACUCUGAUCAUCAGUAUUCUGGUGAUCCUAAUUCCUAUGGGUUUGAUUUUCAUUUCCUAUAUCCUCAUCAUCUCCACUAUCCUCAGGAUUGCUUCUGCUGAGGGCCGGAAGAAGGCUUUUGCCACCUGUGCUUCCCAUAUCACAGUGGUUAUUGUCCACUAUGGCUGCGCCUCCAUUGCCUACCUAAAGCCCAAGUCAGAGAACACCAAGGAUGAGGAUCAGCUGAUCUCUGUGACCUACACUGUUAUCACCCCGCUACUGAACCCUGUGGUGUAUACCCUGAGGAACAAAGAGGUCAAAGAUGCUCUGUACAGGGCUAUUGGCAGAAAACUGUCUUGA